Hemicordylus capensis (graceful crag lizard) is the source of this 2127-nucleotide messenger RNA. It is a transcript of the gene RGR, whose product is annotated as retinal G protein coupled receptor. The record is from RefSeq and is a predicted model, not a curated record. Gene Ontology annotation, biological process: phototransduction; G protein-coupled receptor signaling pathway; visual perception. The coding region runs from base 219 to 1118 and encodes 299 amino acids. Gene Ontology annotation, cellular component: membrane. Gene Ontology annotation, molecular function: G protein-coupled receptor activity. NCBI's taxonomy places the organism in Eukaryota, Metazoa, Chordata, Lepidosauria, Squamata, Cordylidae. The transcript has 7 exons.
CUUUCUGCAGCAGAUUCCUGAAAAGGUUGCACUGUUUACACUCAAAGUUUAUUUCUCAUCAUAACUGGUCAGUGUCUACAUAUGAACUGGCCCUUUAAGAAGGAAGCUGCCUUGGGCUUUUGGGAAGAGGCAGAAAUUCAGCCAAAAAGAGAGCGAGAGCGAGAUUGUCACAGAGAGUUUGCUGAUAGAGGAGGCAGAACCUAGGUUAAUCUGGCCUUAUGGCUACAAACAUGGCAACAUCACACCCUCUUCCAGAAGGUUUCACUGAGCUGGAGGUGUUUGGUUUUGGAACAGUAAUGAUGGCAGAAGCAUUGUUUGGAUUCUGUCUCAAUGGACUGACUAUCCUUUCAUUCCGCAAAAUCAAAGAACUCCGAACUCCUGGUAAUUUCCUGGUUUUCAACCUUGCAUUGUCUGACUGUGGAAUCUGCAUCAAUGCAUUCAUUGCAGCUUUCUCUAGUUUCUUAAGAUAUUGGCCCUAUGGCUCCGAUGGUUGCCAGAUUCAUGGAUUUCAAGGAUUUUUAACAGCACUGACUAGUAUUAGCUCUGCAGCUGCUGUUGCCUGGGACCGAUAUCACCAGUACUGCAGUAGAAGUAAGCUGCAAUGGAGCUCGGUAAUCUCCAUGGUGGUGUUUAUAUGGCUAUUUGCUGCCUUUUGGUCUGUGAUGCCACUUCUGGGAUGGGGUGAAUAUGACUAUGAACCGCUAAGAACAUGCUGCACAUUGGACUAUACCAAAGGAGACAGAAAUUAUAUCACAUACCUUAUUCCUCUGGCCCUCUUCAAUUUUAUUAUCCCGGCUUUCAUCAUACUAACAGCCUACCAAUCUAUAGAUCACAAAUUCAGGAAAACUGGACAGAUCAAGUUUAAUACUGGUUUGCCAAUAAAAUCCUUAGUCAUUUGCUGGGGUCCCUACUCCCUUUUAUGCUUCUAUGCCGCGGUUGAAAAUGUGACUUUCAUCUCGCCCAAAAUCCGAAUGAUUCCUGCUGUUAUUGCCAAGACUUCGCCAGCAGUGAAUGCCUUAAUCUAUGCCCUGGGAAAUGAGAACUACAGAGGGGGAAUAUGGCAAUUCCUCACUGGACAGAAGAUCGAAAAAGCCGAAGUUGAUAAUAAAACUAAAUAAUGUGCUUCAGUGUUAAGAAAAGAGCCUCUUUACAUAUAUGAUUUUUUAAAAGUGUGCACCUAAACCUUUAAAAUGUGAAUGUGAUGAACAGAUAUUUGAAGGCAUGUAUAUCAUAUAGGCAGGACUGUCUCUAGCUUUUGCAGGGGUCCCCAUGAUGAGUUAAGGAUGGGCCAGAGCUCAGUGGUAAGGCACCUGCUUAACAUGCAGACGAUCCUGCGUUCAGUCCCUGGCAUCUCCAGGUCCCUACCUGAGAAAUUCCUGCCUGAUGGCCUAGAGAGCUGCUGCCAGUCCGAGUAGGCAGUGCUGAGCUAGAUGGACCAUUGGUCUGACUCAGUAGAUGGCAGCUUCCUAUGAAUCAAUAUUGUUCUGUUCCUGCCAGAAUUAGAAGAGUUUCUGUUUCUGUGCUACAGGAUGGGACCAGGUGCAGGUGCAGGGCCCUGAGUGACUUCCUCCCAUAGUCCCCCCACCCUCCUUCAGGCAGUCCUGCAUACAAGUAUACUUGUCAAAGAGCCGAGACUGGCUGCAGCUCCCUGUUGAGUGUAAACUUAGAAUCUAACUUGGAUAUGCUGCUAUGUACUGUGUGAAAAAGUCCUAAAUUAAAGCAGACAUAUACCUGGAAGUAACCCAAAAGCAACCAGUAGCAGAAACCAUGUGCAUUUGCUGUAACUUUAUAGUGGUUCCACAUUGGAAAAGUUUUGUACUGUCUGCAAGCAGCUGUAUUAUUGAAAGGAUGCCGUGCAGAUAUAACUAUGGUGUUUGCCUUUCAAUCUGUCUUGUGCUCUUUGUCAAACAAGCUUCCUCAAACCUCUGUGGGUUGACACUGGUCUUAUUUUAUAUAUAAUUUCAAAUAAAUUGUGAGCUGUGAAGCAAAAUGGAAUAAUCCUCAGAAAACAAACUGUACGAAAGACAUCUAGGGAAUCCAGUGAGGCCUGGUGGAAAGGAUUUCCGCUUGCUUUGUACAUAUGGUUUUUCUGGGUUAUCACGAGAUUAAAGCAGUAUUUCUGCCAUA